Molecule: messenger RNA, 1462 nt
Organism: Cataglyphis hispanica
Lineage: Eukaryota; Metazoa; Arthropoda; Insecta; Hymenoptera; Formicidae
Gene: Parp16
Product: protein mono-ADP-ribosyltransferase PARP16
Exons: 7
Coding region: 202-1353 (383 amino acids)
Biological process (GO): endoplasmic reticulum unfolded protein response
Cellular component (GO): membrane; endoplasmic reticulum tubular network; nuclear envelope
Molecular function (GO): protein serine/threonine kinase activator activity; NAD+ poly-ADP-ribosyltransferase activity; kinase binding
Source: RefSeq, a predicted model, not a curated record
CAGGUCCCGAAAAACAUUGGAGACAUGUUAUUUUCUUGUGAUAAAUUUCUUGUGAGACGAAAAUAAUCAAUCCAUUCUGAAAAUAUAACAUACCUCACGUGCACAUUGCGCGGUUCGUUAAACGUUAAUCAUUUCUAGUAUACGGUAAGAUUGCAAAUCAAGCAUCGGAAAAUGUAUAUUUGGACAUCAUAUGGUAAGUGAAUGAUGGCAUAUUUUGAUAAAAAUUAUGAAGCAUCUAAAGGUGCAAGAGUAAAGCAGAAUGAACGAUAUGAAAUUUCAAGGAACAAAAAUGUAACAAAGACUGGCUUAGAUAUAUUAUAUACAUCCCGAGUAGAUCGCACUGUAACUGAUGAAGAUCUGGAAAAAAAAAUAUUAUCAUUGAAACAUUUGUUAGAAAAAGAUCCAAAAGCUGCUGAUUUGAAAUGGUCUCUUUUUGUGGCAGCAUCCAAUACUUAUCGUUAUGACAGCUGUUUAAAGCCAUUUCCACCUAUGUACAUUAAGAACGAGUGCAAGGAUAUUGAAGCCUUGAGGAGAGCCAUAGAAUCGGUUCCUCCUUUAUCCUUGAUACGCAAAGAACUUAAUGAAGCUGGUGCAUAUGAGAAUUAUGGUGAAACAAUAGAAUUAUUAUAUUGGGUAUUGCUACGAUUAAGAGAUCCACACAUUAAGAGCGUGCAGAAAGAAUAUUAUGAUUCAAUAUUGAGGAAAGUGCCACUGGAAGUGCCCGUUUCAGCUCCAAAUCUUAUUUUUCAAGUGGCAAGUGCAAAGCAAUCUGCAACAGAAGAGAAAUGGAAAUUAAGUGCUAAUGGUCAUUCAACAUUUUAUGCAUACCAUGGCAGCCGUUUGGAAAAUUUCCAUUCCAUCAUGCAUUAUGGUUUACAACAAAAUAUGUGCAAAAGAUCACAAUUUGGCAAAGGAAUAUAUCUUUCGAGCGAAUUAGGAGUGAGUUUACCUUAUAGUCCUGUGGGUUAUGGAUGGGGAGGCAGUUUUCUUGGAAGUGAGAUAAGUUGUAUAGCUCUCUGUGAACUUAUCAAUCAUCCUGAUAUAAAGAGAGGAGAUUCAAGAGAUAGGACACAAAACACAUUGAGUGAUUCAAUUGGUGGAAGAAUACCAGACAAAUAUUUUGUAGUGACAAAUAGUGAUUUAGUAAGGAUACGCUAUCUGCUUGUCUAUACCCAAGAUCUCCAUACAACUAGUACUGCUGAUAAUUCAGGAUUACUGGUAUGGUUUAAGCAACAUAAAUUACUGACAUUUGUGCUUGGCUACGUCGUGCUGUUAGCUUCGGUUGGAUUAACACAGAAUAAACAAGUAGAGAAAUAUUAUAGGUUAUUUAUCCAGAAAGCAGGAUUUGAAUAAAAAAAAAAUGAUAAUGCAAUCAUUGCAAUAAAUUGAUUUUGAAAUAUGGGAAAAAAAGGUUAUAAGGUUAUACACUAUAAAUAUACUAUUGUCAUAAAAUUAGGCUUCA